This is a messenger RNA of Seminavis robusta, 639 nucleotides long. Lineage: Eukaryota; Bacillariophyta; Bacillariophyceae; Naviculales; Naviculaceae. The record is from the annotation of a GenBank genome assembly.
AUGAUGAUGAUGCCCCGUUCGUCCUUGCUGUGGAUUCUCCUCUGCGUCGUAGUUCCGUUGAUGGCUCAGGAUCCGCCUCCUGCCAAUGAUGUGUGCGAUGGAGCGAUUGAUCUGACAGUCCUCCUUGGGAACAACGACGAAGUAGGGUUAGAAGGAUCCACGGUGAGUGCCACGAAAGAAGAGAACCAAAAUCUGUGUGGCGCUACGGCGGCCAGUAAGCGUGGAAUUUGGUAUCUCUACAAGAACAGCAGCAUUCCGGAAGACAGCAGCACGAUUGUGACGGUCUCGACGUGUCACGAUGACACCGACUUUGAUACAGCAUUGACGGUCUAUGAAGGAUUCUGUACCGGUCUUCAAUGCGUCCACGGAGUCGACAAUGACACCGAAUGCAGCACUGGGAGUGGACAACACAGCACUCUUAGUUGGCAUGCCAAAACCGGGACACGCUACUACUUGCUGGUCCAUGGCGGUCAUGUCAAUCAUACGGGAAAAUUUUCCUUGACGGUCACCACCGAAGAACCAUUGGCGCCACCUUCACCACAAACAGGGAGUGAUGCAUCUUCCUCUUUCCUUGCCAGUCCAUUCGUAAUGCCUUCCACAAUCAUGAUUCUGGGAGCAUUCGUUUCGUCAUUGCUAUAG